AUGCCAGCUCUUCCAACAUUUGAUUGCAAGCUUAUUACAGGCGUUGUUUACGCUGCCACAGCCAUUGGGCUGUUCAAGCUUGCCUCAAUGACGUACAGCUUCCUCUCGCUCAUCACAAGCCUAUUCCUUCUCCCUCCUGUUGACUUCAAGGUUUACGGAGCGAAAAAGGGCGCAUGGGCUGUCGUCACCGGAGCAUCCGAAGGUAUCGGACAGGAGUUUGCCAAGCAGCUUGCUUCCAGGGGCCUAAACAUUGUCUUGAUUUCGAGGACCCAGUCUAAGCUGGAGCAGAUCGCCACAGACAUCGAGACGAAGUACAAGGUGCAGACCAAGGUGGUUGCUGCCGAUUGUUCGAAAAACACCCCUGAACUGUAUGCCCUGCUCUCCAGGGCGAUUGAGGAACUGCCUGUGUCGGUGCUGAUCAACAACGUCGGCCGCUCGCAUGAAGGCCCUGUUCCUCUCGUUGAGACACCCGACGAGGAAGUGGAGAACAUCUUGACCAUCAACAACCUAUUUCUGGUCAAGAUGACCAAACUUUGCAUUCCUGUCAUUGACAAGGCGAUUGCAUCCAAGAAGGCCAGCAGGGGUCUCAUUGUGAACGUUGGAUCGUUCGCCGGUCUUUUUCCAACCCCGUACCUCGCCACUUACUCUGGAUCGAAGUCGUUCUUGCAAAACUUCUCUCAGGCCUUGUCUGUUGAGCUCAAGAGCCAGAAGAUCGACGUCGAGCUGGUUCUGGCCUACUUCGUCACUACUGCUCUGUCGGCCAUCAGAAGAAGCUCGUUCUUUAUUCCGACUCCGAAAGACUUUGUGGCUGCAACUUUGAGGAACAUGGGCAGAAGAGGCGGAGCUCAGGACAGAUUUGCCACUAGCUCUCCGUACCCCUCCCAUGCCUUGCUGCAAUACGUUGCACACAAUACCGUGGGUGUGUAUUCCGAGCUCCUUGCCAACGCUACCUUCAAGGCAAUGAAGGCCACGAGAGCCAAGAGGCUGAAGAAGCUACAAAGGCAAAAAGAGGCAAAGGCAGAGUGA
Ogataea haglerorum is the source of this 1026-nucleotide messenger RNA. RefSeq lists its product as uncharacterized. The record is from RefSeq and is a predicted model, not a curated record. Gene Ontology annotation, cellular component: endoplasmic reticulum. The coding region runs from base 1 to 1026 and encodes 341 amino acids. Gene Ontology annotation, molecular function: ketoreductase activity. Gene Ontology annotation, biological process: fatty acid elongation. The transcript has a single exon. Lineage: Eukaryota; Fungi; Ascomycota; Pichiomycetes; Pichiales; Pichiaceae.